AUGUCGGCCUGCAAGAGCGUGCGUUUGAUCCGGCCGGUGCGGGCGCCAGAGCCGCAGUUCGUCGUGGUGCAGGAAGGCGUCGACUUCCUCCGUGGCUUGGAGGGCCCUCUUUACGUCGUGUCCGUGGUAGGUGUGAUGCGGCAAGGAAAGAGCUUUAUCCUGGGCCUCCUGGCGGGUGGCCCCGGCAUCUUUCGUUUAGGCCAUCAAACGAAAUCCUGCACGGAGGGGGUGGAUGUCUUCGCUCGCCCUCAUCCCUCCGGACGCGGGCACCUGGUAUUCUUGGAUGUGGAGGGCCAGGGAUCACCCGAUCGGAACGACACAUACGAUGCUGCUCUGACCACCGUCGCCAUGCUGCUGUCGUCCACGGUGGUCUACAACUGCCUGUCAGUAGGCACAUCAAAAGAUGUGGACAAGCUGGAGCUCUUGAGCGGCUUCAUGCAGAACAUCUUCGAUCGCACGUCUGAGGAGCACGGAGAGUGCGAGGCAGCGGGCAGCGACAGGUUCUGUCCCGCAUUGAUGUGGCUGCUGCGCGACUUCUUCUUGGAGAUGGUGGAUGCAAGCGGGAAGCCCUGCGAUGCUGAUACCUACCUGGAGGAAGUGCUCCUGGCACCGGUGUCCGGGGCGAGCAGAACGGCCAAGGACCAGAACCGGAAGCUGAACGACAUCAAGCAGGUCCUGCAGAAGCGGUGCUUGCGCACCUUGCCCAGGCCUGUCGACGACGAGAAUUUCAGGCAGCUCGAGAUUGACGGCUUAGAUGGUCACGGGGUACGGCCGGAGUUUCGUGAGCAAGUCACAGGAAUCAUCCAAGAAAUCUUGGAGACGGUGCCGCGGAAGCGGUUUGAUGGCGGGGAGCUCACCGGUGCUGCUUUGGCAGAGUUGGCAGGGCACCUCACGCUUACUCUCAAGGAUGGCGUUCCGGAGGUGGCAUCUGCCUGGCACCAGGUGUGCUUGGCACAGACAAGGAUGGCACUGCAAAGGGCUUCCGACAGCUUCAAGCAGAGCAUCUGCAUGGCCCAGGAGGCAAUCGAAGCGUCGGGCCGCCAGAAGCGGCGCACGGCCUCGAAGCCCCCGAUGUCUUCGCACGUCCUGAAGCAGACACUGCAGGAUGCCACGGCAGCGGCUCGGAGCGCUUACUUUGCUACGGCCUUUCAGACGGACGAGGAGCAGGCGCGGUGCCUCAAUGACUCCUUGGCCCAUGCCGCUGAAGAAGCGCACCGAGACAACGAGGAAGUCGCAAGAUCCUUCUGCAGGGACCUCCUUCAGGCCCUCUAUGCACCGGUGGCAAGCAGUGUUGAAGGCAAGCGCUACAUCUGCGGAGGAGGCUAUACCCAGUACAUGCAGGAUGCUGCAGGAGUCCAGCAUGAAUACGCGGAAUGUUGCCAGGACACGCUGGUGCCGGAGCAUGUUGUUACCGAGAUUGGGGAGGAGUUCUGGCGCAGCACAGAAAACAUUCGCAAGAUCUUGCGAGACAGCGAUAAGCAGCUCUCGGAAGCAGAGAAAGAAAAGGCAAAGCAAGAGGAGCAGCUAGUCCAGCUAGAGCUUCGCCGAAAGCAGGAGUGGGAAGAGAACAAAGCGCACCUCCAACGUCAAGAGGCCGAAAACCAAGAGCGCAUGAGGACCUGGGAACAGGCCAUGGGCAGCAUGAAAGACCAGAUGCGCAUCCAGCAGGAGGACAUGCAGAGGGCCAGCGAGCAGCGUGAAGCACAGAUGGCGGAGUUCAUUCAGCAAGGCCAAGUGGAAGCUCGGAAACAGAUGCAGGACAUCAUGAAGAUGGCCAGUGAGCAGGCGAUGGCUCAGCAAGAGCACAUGAGCUCACUGCUCACGUCAAUGCAGGAUUCGCAGCGGACUCAGCAGGAGUCCAUGAAUGAAGUCAUGAAAAGUUUGAGGGAUUUGGCCAACAGACCUCCUCCGAAGAUUGAAGUGCAACGAUCCUGUGCAGUACAGUAA
Molecule: messenger RNA, 1947 nt
Organism: Symbiodinium sp. CCMP2456
Lineage: Eukaryota; Dinophyceae; Suessiales; Symbiodiniaceae
Source: the annotation of a GenBank genome assembly